CAGUUUUUACUAAAUACUACAGCAAUUAGUCUCGGACCAUUUUAAUUUUACAUUCUGCUUUUAGACCCUGAGUUCAAAGAGCUUGUGACACUGCCUGUUCUUCCUCUUUGUGAAUUUGAGCUGAGCGGCCCAGAAGGUUUUGUGGACUCAACCCAGAUAGCGAGAGAGAGCCAAGCUCUGGAAACUGAUGCUGUGGACUGCAGAUGGUAUAUCAGGGCUCCAUUGAAUUCAAAGAUCUACAUGCGCUUUAUGGAGUAUGAGAUGCACAAUUCCAAUGAGUGCAAGCGGAACUUUGUUGCCAUUUAUGAUGGCAGCAGCUCAGUUGAGCACCUAAAGAAUAAAUUCUGCUCAACUGUAGCCAAUGAUGUCAUGCUGGUGUCCUCUGUGGGAGUCGUGAGGCUGUGGGCGGACGAGGGAAGCCGGAGAAGCAAAUUCAAGAUUCUCUUUACAACCUUCCAUGAACCGCCGUGUGAAGGUGACUCCUUCUUCUGCCACAGCAACAUGUGCAUCAACCACACAUUGGUCUGCAAUGGCAUCCAGAACUGUGUUUAUCCCUGGGAUGAGAAUCAUUGCAAAGGAAAGAGGAAAGCCAGUAUCCUGGACACCUUGGAUAGUACUAACCUUAUCAUCAUAGGAAUAACAUGUGGCCUGGUUAUUAUCCUACUUAUCAUCUCUGUCAUCAUCCAGAUCAAACAGCCACGCAAGAAAUAUAUCCGCAGAGACGACCUCGAUCCCGCCCUCCUCCACCCUGUGUUCGAGCCUCCUCACUAUGAGCUGUGCACUCUGCGGCAUGCACCGUCCAUUGACCUGGCUGAGGCCGCAAUAGCCGAGGACUUUGAAACACUGAACAAGCUUCACCGCUCCCCAUCCUCCAAAUGCAUCCAUGAGCACCACUGCGGCUCGCACCAGGGGAGCAUACAGGGCAGCAUCCACAGAAGCCACAGCAACUUGAGCUUGAGGGAAGCCACCAUUUUACCUGACGGGGCACCACCAGUGAUAGUGAGCCAGCAGUCGCCACACCUCUCCCACCAUUCAGCCCCAACCAGCCGAAGGAGCAUCCUGGUGAUGAAGCACAGCUACUCUCAGGAUGGGGUAGAUGAGUACGGAGCGGAGGAAGACGAGGAUGACGAUAUGAUGCUGGAUGAUGAUUCCAUCAUGGCCCAAUGCUGCAUGCAUCCCCAUCAGAUCCACCACGACUCAUCAGAGCUGGAUCACGGUGCUCACCACUCACUGUCCAAUGACUUCUAAUGUAAGACAUGAUUCUCCUGGUGCCCUCAGUCAUAGAAGGAAUUAAUAACUAGUUAAUUUGCUAAAACCACAUAGAAAUAAUUCACUUAAUACUUUACAUACUGGAGCUUGGACAUAAACAUCUCUUGAUAGAAUAAAAAUGGCAAUUUUUAAAAGCUGAUUUCAGUGUAAUUGU
Molecule: messenger RNA, 1423 nt
Organism: Thalassophryne amazonica
Lineage: Eukaryota; Metazoa; Chordata; Actinopteri; Batrachoidiformes; Batrachoididae
Product: neuropilin and tolloid-like protein 1
Exons: 6
Coding region: 241-1248 (335 amino acids)
Molecular function (GO): protein binding
Source: RefSeq, a predicted model, not a curated record